AAAUAAAUAAAAAUCAUGUCGAAGGCCGCACUUUGUAACUUGAGCUCCCCGCGGGAGCCCCGCAGCGCCCUCAGGCGGCCUCCGCCGCGGCUGAGGCCGGGCCCGCCCCUAGCAACGCCCGGCGCCAUCCCGCCCCGUCCCGCCCCGCUGCCCCAUCGUGCCCCGCACAAGAUGGCGGCGCCCGCGCUGGGGCGGCGCUGCGGCGGGGCGGCGGGGCUGCGGGGCGGCCUGCGCCGGGCUCUGCUCCCGGCCCCGCUGCCGGCGCCGCGGCCUCUCCACGAGCGGGCGCCGCGGUCGCGGAGCUCGGCGGGGCUGCUGGCGGCGCAGUGCGAGCGCGGCCUGUUCCAGGAGGUGUUCCCGGGGCAGGGCGCGGAGGAGCAGCUGGCGGCGCUGCUGGAGCCGGGCCGCCCGCCCGUCACGGCCUACUGCGGCUUCGACCCGACGGCCGACUCGCUGCACGUCGGGCACCUGCCGGCCGUGGCGGCGCUGCUGCACUUCCAGCGGGCGGGACACAACGUGGUGGCCGUGGUGGGCGGCGCCACCGCCCGCCUGGGCGACCCCAGCGGCCGGCUGCGCGCCCGCGAGCCCGUGGCGGCCGGGCGGGUGCGCGCCCACGCGCGCGCCCUGCGGCUGGGCCUGUGGCGCCUCUUCGAGAACCACCGGCGGCUCCUCUGGGCGCCCGGCCCCGGCGGGCCCGGCCUGGGGCGGGCCGAGGUGCUGGAUAACGCCCGCUGGCUCGGCCGCCAGCCGCUGCUCGGCUUCCUGUGCGGUGCCGGCGGGCGGCUGCGGAUGGGCACGCUGCUGAGCCGGCAGGGCUGCCGCGAGCGGCUGCGCAGCGCCGAGGGCAUGAGCCUGGCCGAGUUCGUCUACCCGGCGCUGCAGGCAUACGAUUUCCUGCACCUCCACCGCCGCCGAGGGUGCCGCAUCCAGCUGGGGGGCGCCGACCAGAUGGGCAACAUCAUGUCCGGCUACGAGCUCGUCACCAAGAUGACAGGAACAGACGUGUUUGGAAUUACCGUACCCCUUAUUACCAGUACCACUGGAGAUAAACUGGGAAAGACUGCUGGCAAUGCAGUUUGGCUCAACAGAGACAAGACUUCUCCCUUUGAGCUGUAUCAGUUCUUUGUCAGACAACAAGAUGACAUAGUUGAAAAAUACCUGAAACUCUUCACCUUCCUUCCUCUUGAGGAGAUUGCCCACAUCAUGGAAAUGCACGCUAAAGAACCUGAAAAAUGGGGCCCUCAGAAACGGCUUGCUGCAGAAGUAACAAAGCUUGUUCAUGGUACAGAGGGGCUGGAGUCUGCUAAGAGGUGCACUAGAGCCCUUUAUUACAGCAGCGUGGAAGCAUUGGAAGCUAUGUCUGACCAAGAGUUACAGGAACUUUUUAAACAAGCUCCUUCAGCUGAAUUGGUACUUGAACCAGGAAUGAGUGUGCUCGACCUGUGUCGCAAAGCAAAUGCCAUUCAGGAUGGACCUAGUGGGUACCAGAAAAUUACAGAUGGUGGAGUGUCAGUAAAUGGGAUUAGAGUAACCAAUCCUGAGACUGUUCUUAUUCUUGGACAGCAUAUUCUCAAGAAUGGAGUAUCAUUGCUUAGGGUUGGAAAGAAAAAUUACUACAUUAUAAAAUGGCUGCAGUUGUGACAACGGUGUUUCUCUACUGCUUGUUUUUUUUCUGAAUUUUCUCAGAGCAUACUCUGUUGAAGAUGGACUUGAAGAUGUUUCUAUAUUAUGCAUUACUAUGCAGCUCACAAACUGCCUGAUACCAACAUACACCAACAAGGUUCAAAUAAAGGAAGCUGAGAUUCUAAACAUGUAUGAUUUCAUGUUUUUGUUUCUGACAGUGAAUUACUGAAUCAGAAAGUUAUAGAAAUAGUACAGCAGAUAGGAAAAAUCUGGUAACAUCUGAUUACUUCAGAUAAGCCACGCUUCGUGUAGACCACAAAUCACAAAUAGCCUGAAAAACUGCACACACUACAUUAUGGCAGUUGUACCUACAUUUGGAUCUUUGGACUCCACUGAAGUUAAGUAUUACUAUUUAUUACAGCUGGGCUUUUCCUUUUUUCCCUAAUGCACAACUUCUGUAGUUAAUGCAGUGGCUAUCAGUAUCAGCUGCUAACCUGUGAAGAGUAGCUAGACUUGUGUGACAUGGCUCUUUCCACUACAAAAUAAGAUACAGAACUAUCUAAAACAUGCAAAAGGAACAGUUGGAAUUGCCAUGGAGAACAGGUGCAACUAAAACACAGAACUGGAAUGUUGUCAUAUGCAACUCUUAAUUUUUUUUUUUUAUUUUGCAUAGAUGUUAUUCUAACAGAGAUUUUUAGAUGUUCUGCCUUACUCAAAGUACCAUUCAUGAGAAAAUAUGAACAAGAAGACAAAGAUUAAUUCCAGAGAUGGAUAGUAGGCUCUUGCCCUACUUUAACAACCAACUGCCUUGCAGGAGGGAGGGGGAACAGUGACAAGAUACUCUACAGCCUAAUUCACAGCAAGAUGAGCAAAGCAUUCUUUACUUCUAACAGAGGAUGUAUGCUGCUGGCAACUUCUGAUUUCAUCCUAACAUAGAAAACCUGGAUAAGUGGGUAAGAACAAACAACCUACAAUAGUUGUUUCUUUUUGUUUGUUGGUUUGUUUGUUUGUUUUUCUGGACAGGUUUGGUUUAAAACAAGUUGCAGAAAAUUCAUAAUAAAUAAGUGGAAUGGUUAA
Anas platyrhynchos (mallard) is the source of this 2700-nucleotide messenger RNA. It is a transcript of the gene YARS2, whose product is annotated as tyrosyl-tRNA synthetase 2. The record is from RefSeq and is a predicted model, not a curated record. Gene Ontology annotation, molecular function: ATP binding; tyrosine-tRNA ligase activity; RNA binding. Gene Ontology annotation, cellular component: cytosol; mitochondrion. Lineage: Eukaryota; Metazoa; Chordata; Aves; Anseriformes; Anatidae. Gene Ontology annotation, biological process: tyrosyl-tRNA aminoacylation.